CCAGCGAAGAGGCAUUAUACCACCGCUCCGCGGCUGAAUUUACGUGUGAAGUGUAUGGCGUAGCUCAGGAAGCUAGCUCUGUGCGAUUUUGUCAUCCAUUUGAGGAGCCCCUGAUGCCUAGCGAGCCGGCCAGAAGUGCUCGGUUGGAACGCUAAUGUUCGUUAGGCCUGUGCAGGCCACACUGAAUAGAUUCAUCAGAUAGGUUCUACAGUUUGUGUAGUAUCAUCUUCUUUUCUAAAAAGCAGUCCGUCAUCGUUUUUGUGCUCUUUCAUCGCCAUCAAUGAAUCGGUUGUCGAGGGGCUGAGCGUGUGCCGCACGGGGAUUUUACCCGGGAAGUUUGGUCGAAAUUGUCGUCGAGAACACCCCGAGCGGGUGCAAUAUACCGGUGGAAAAUGUCAUAUUUUAGUUCUUCGCUAAGAAGUCUAUGGAGGUGGUCGGUGUGUGUAUUAUUCCUCCUAGUUAUAGUUCAGUCUAGUAUAGCACAAGAGAGACGAUGUGAUGAAACAUGUAGACGGUGUAACUGCAAAGGAAGAAAAGGAUCAAGGGGCCCUCCAGGAUUCUUAGGAAACAAGGGAAAUCCAGGCCCACCUGGUCCAGAUGGAGAUCAAGGAGUUCCUGGUCUAAAGGGAGAUUCAGGAUUCCCAGGUGAACCAGGUGCUAGGGGACCCAAAGGAGAUCCUGGUCCAUUAGGUAUACCAGGUUUUUCAGGUCAUAAAGGCUACACAGGCACCCCAGGCCCACAUGGUGUUCAAGGUACUCCGGGUAUCCCAGGAUGCAACGGCAGUCAGGGAGAACCAGGACCACAGGGUCCAGGACUGAUUGGACCUCCAGGAGAUAAGGGUUUGCCUGGAUUCGAAGGAAGGCCUGGCAUCCCGGGUCUGUUCACACCGUCACCCAGAGGGGAUCCUGGUGAAGACGGUCUACCUGGCCAAGAUGGUAGACGUGGUCCUGAUGGUCGUCGAGGAAACCCGGGACCUAAAGGAGAGAUGGGGGAAAAGGGACGACAGGGUAUGAUUGGAGAAUCAGGACAAAAGGGGGAACCUGCCAUCUACACAGAUGAGGCAAAGGGAGAGAAGGGUGAUCAAGGAGAGCUGGGUCCUCCAGGUCCAAGAUACUUUGAAACAAAUCCUCCAGGCGAUUCGGUCAAAGGACAAAAAGGAGAGAAAGGAUAUAAGGGAGAGCCUGGACGCCAAGGCAAUUUUGGAAUGAGGGGUGAAACGGGAAUGGUGGGUAAUAUUGGAUUUCCCGGCGAAUUUGGAGAAGGAGGAAUACGUGGCAUUGGUGGAGACAGGGGAUCUCCUGGUUUCCCCGGUAACCCUGGUAUUCAAGGUGACAGGGGAAUGAAAGGAGCAGACGGACCUCAAGGAAAUCAAGGAUACGAAGGCUAUCCGGGCCCCAUAGGAGACUAUGGAGAGGAUGGUGAUCCCGGUCCCAUGCCUGAAGUGCCUGACAUUCCGAUAGCUGUUGGUCCUCCGGGGGAUCCAGGACCACCUGGUAACCCAGGACCUCGGGGCUUUCAAGGGCUAGAUGGGAACUUUGGAGAUCAGGGGCAGCCUGGUUACCCUGGACCUAUGGGAGUUCCAGGGCCACGAGGCCAAGAAGGAAUUCCAGGAGAUGGACGAGACGGGGAAAAAGGAGAACAAGGAGUACCAGGUAUCCCAGGUUUCCAGGGUGACGUCGGUGACCAGGGACCAGAUGGGAACCGAGGAGAGCCUGGCGAGAAGGGCCAAAUGGGAGAGUCUAUCCCUGGACCACCUGGUAUGGAUGGGUCAAGAGGACGGCCUGGUCUGAGGGGUGUCAAAGGAGCCCGGGGACCACCCGGAAGGGAAGGACCCGCUGGACCAGCGAGGGCUGGUAAUCUGAGUUUUCAAGGAAUUCCAGGAGAUCCAGGAAAUCCUGGAUUGAAGGGGUACAAAGGUCUUAUAGGACCCCCAGGAAGGGACGGCCGUCCAGGAGGGCAGGGUCAGCUUGGAGGUAUUUGCCCCUUCUGUCCCCCAGGGGUCAAAGGUUAUCAGGGAGACCAGGGCUUUCCUGGAGAUCCUGGUCCUCCAGGGCGGGACGGGGCUCCAGGUGUGGAAGGACUCAAAGGAUAUGCCGGUGAAGUUGGUUUCCCAGGCUUGGAUGGAAUCAACGGAAACCCUGGUCCAUUUGGUCCGAGUGGAUUUGAUGGAAUUCCAGGACCUAAGGGUGAAAAAGGCAGAAGAGGAGUUAACACCAGAGGUCGUCAAGGAGAUAAAGGAGUUCGAGGACCAAAAGGAGCGACCGGAAUACCUGGAGUUAUGGGAGAUCAGAUCCGAACAGUGCCUUUGGGCGUUAAUCUGACUGGGCAACCAGGCGAUCAAGGUCCACAAGGUCCAAGAGGCAGAGACGGUCUUCCAGGACAGUUAGGGUACCAAGGAGAUCCUGGCUUUCAAACAACUGGUCCAAAAGGUGACAGGGGCAGACCAGGAGAUCCUGGACCACCUGGUGAAGAUGGACCAAAGGGGUACCCAGGACCUAAUGCAAUUCCCCCACUUGAGCCUGAUGGAUUCCAACCAGGACGGUAUGGAGACCCUGGACCUCGUGGACCAGACGGCCCUCCAGGCCGGCAAGGUUUUGAUGGAGAGCCAGGACCACCCGGACUUCCAGGAUUUGAGGGCUUCCCGGGUAACAGUGGAGAUCCUGGUCCAGUAGGACGUUCAACAUUUGGCCCUAAAGGAUUCCCGGGUAUACGAGGAGACAAAGGACAGGAAGGACCCAUCGGACAGAUCGGAGACAUUGGCCCACCAGGAGUGCCGGGAGCCUACGGGCAGUAUGGUCCUAAGGGAGCUCCUGGAGAUGCAGGACCCGAUGGGUUCUCUGGAACGUCGGGUCCCCAGGGUCUUCCGGGCCCUCCCGGGGUGGCGGGAAUACAAGGAGAGAAAGGUCUACCAGGUUCACCAGGUAUGUCUGGUUUCCCUGGUUUUGAUGGACAGCCUGGUGAACGAGGAGAUUACGGACCAGAUGGAGUCCCUGGAACUCGUGGUGAGAGGGGAGAAAACACCCAAGGUCCCAUCGGGUUCCCUGGUGGACCAGGUCCCGAUGGCAGGACGGGUCGCAAAGGUCAGCCUGGGCCAGCAGGUCUAAAGGGAGAACAAGGUUUCACAGGAGGUUUUGGCCUUCGUGGAGAUUUAGGAGAGCCAGGAGCACCAGGACUUCCAGGAAGGAAGGGAUUCAAUGCAUAUGAUGGCAGGCCUGGAAGACCAGGUCCUCCAGGACUCCAAGGUCCUCGUGGUGAGAUUGGAGAUGCAGGACCAAGCGGAGUGAAUGGUCCUCCCGGACCACCAGGAAUCAUUGGAGUAAGAGGUCUACCUGGAGACGCUGGAGAUAUAGGACCAAGUGGAUUCCCAGGAUUUCAAGGAAGACCAGGACAGAAUGGAAUGUUUGGAAAUCGAGGACCGAGGGGAUUUCCCGGAGAACCCGGUGAUCCAGGUUUCCCAGGAUUCCAAGGAAUGCAAGGUGUCCCCGGAUUUGAUGGAAACCCUGGACCAGAGGGGAACAUCGGAAACCCUGGUCCAAGUGGUCGAGUGGGAGAACCUGGUAAUCCUGGACCUGAUGGGUUUUCAGGAGGACCAGGUCUGCAAGGAGAAAUUGGAGAGAGGGGCCAGAUGGGUGGUAAUGGAUACCUAGGACCUCCUGGAUCUGACGGAGAUCCAGGACCUAGAGGAGACCUCGGAACACCAGGCUUACCUGGAAACCCUGGUCUUGUUGGACUUCCUGGCAGACGAGGAGAAACUGGUCCAGAUGGCCCAGUAGGACAACCUGGACCUCCUGGAAUCAAGGGCUACCCUGGAAACCCAGGACGUAAUGGUUUCUCAGGUCUUCCUGGACAGAAGGGAGAGAAAGGAGAUGAACCAGACGUUGUACCUCCAGAAGUGCUUGUCGGAGAAAAGGGAUUCCAAGGAGAGCCUGGACCAAGUGGACUGAUAGGGCAAGUGGGAGAGCCUGGCCCGCCAGGAGAGAAAGGAUUCCCCGGUCGGAGAGGACUGGCUGGUGAAGAUGGCCCUCCUGGGCCAGAAGGAGAACCGGGAUUACCAGGGCUAGUUGGAUUCCGAGGUGCGCCAGGCGAAGACGGACCAAAAGGAGGACCAGGCCUCAUUGGCGAACAAGGCGAAGCAGGGUUGAAAGGUUUCCCAGGUUAUGAUGGUAUCCCAGGUCAGAAGGGUAACCCAGGACGUAACGGCUUCCCAGGAUUCCCCGGUGAACCAGGAGACGCAGGAGAGAAAGGAACCCCGGGUUCUCGUGGCUUGAAGGGAUACCCUGGUCUGAAGGGAAACCAAGGAUUGCCCGCUCCAGAGGGAGGCACUGGAGCACCAGGAACCCCAGGGACACCAGGAGGGCCAGGAGAUAUAGGAAUACCUGGUAGGCCUGGAGGUCCAGGUCCUGUAGGUUUUGCAGGAUUGAAGGGAGAACCUGGUGAGCCUGGUCCAAUGGGUCCCAGACCAAGAGAUCCUGAACCCGGUCCUCAAGGAAUGCAAGGAGUUCCAGGAAUACCUGGAUUAAGAGGUUACAAAGGAUUUGCUGGACCGUACGGAGAUGCUGGUUCUAUUGGGGAUCAAGGAGAAAAGGGAAGACCAGGAAACUUUGGACUAAAAGGAGCUCCAGGACCACCAGGUCAGCCAGGAUUCAAUGGAGAUAAGGGAGACAGAGGAGAUCCUGGUAUUGCUGUCAAGGGUGUGAAAGGUGACCCAGGUGAUCCAGGCUACGAAGGCUUCCCUGGAAGGAUGGGUCUACCCGGCAUAGAUGGGCCAGAAGGACCUCUUGGACCUAAAGGAAGGCCAGGUCCGUUUGGAGAUUUUGGUCCGUCUGGUCUACCAGGGCGCAACGGACAGCCUGGAGCACCCGGUUUCCCAGGAGACCCAGGAGAGAACGGUUAUGGAGGACGUCCUGGAACACCUGGUCCUAAGGGAAUGGAAGGAAACAUUGGUGUUGUGCCCCACCGAGGUCAUUUCAUCACCCGCCACAGUCAAUCCAGGAAUGUCCCCAACUGUCCCGCGGGCACCGUGGAGCUCUGGAGAGGCUUCAGUAUCCUAUUCUCCAUGGGUAAUGGACACUCUCACCAUCAGGAUCUAGGUGAUGCUGGUUCUUGCUUGCAACGCUUCAGCACCAUGCCUUUCCUCUUCUGCAACUUCAACAACGUCUGCAACUAUGCCAACCGCAACGACCGUUCCUUCUGGCUCACGACCAACGAGCCGCUUCCCAUGAUGCCUGUAAUGAACCAGGCCAUCGACCCUUACAUCAGUCGGUGCACGGUGUGCGAGGCUCCUACUCAAUCCAUUGCGGUUCACAGUCAGUCGCAGGAGAUACCGCAAUGUCCUGGAGGCUGGAGGAGCCUCUGGACUGGGUACAGUUUCUCUAUGUACACAGCAGCUUCUGAAGGAGGCGGCCAAGGCCUUGAAUCGGUCGGCUCCUGCCUGGAGAACUUCCGUGCCACGCCUUUCAUCGAGUGCAAUGGCAGAGGUAACUGUCACUUCUUCUCAAACAAAUACAGCUUCUGGUUAACGGUCAUCGAUGAGGAAGACCAGUUUGCCAUUCCCAGGAAACGUACCAUCAAAUCGGGCCAGCUCCAGUCUGUCGUCGGCCGCUGCAGAGUGUGCCUUAAAAUCAACUAAAUUGGUCUCUUUCUACAAUACUCCAGUCAAAUAAU
Molecule: messenger RNA, 5665 nt
Organism: Lytechinus variegatus (green sea urchin)
Lineage: Eukaryota; Metazoa; Echinodermata; Echinoidea; Temnopleuroida; Toxopneustidae
Product: collagen alpha-5(IV) chain-like
Exons: 41
Coding region: 393-5630 (1745 amino acids)
Cellular component (GO): collagen trimer
Molecular function (GO): extracellular matrix structural constituent
Source: RefSeq, a predicted model, not a curated record